This is a messenger RNA of Ctenopharyngodon idella (grass carp), 2732 nucleotides long. RefSeq lists its product as uncharacterized. Gene Ontology annotation, biological process: cell-matrix adhesion; proteolysis. The record is from RefSeq and is a predicted model, not a curated record. The coding region runs from base 389 to 2596 and encodes 735 amino acids. Lineage: Eukaryota; Metazoa; Chordata; Actinopteri; Cypriniformes; Xenocyprididae. The transcript is spliced from 14 exons. Gene Ontology annotation, molecular function: serine-type endopeptidase activity.
UGUCACGAGGACACGGAUCCACAUACCUAAUAAUAUAAUAAUAAACCUCCUAGUUUCUCUGUGUUUCAUAAUUGCCACAAUAGCGUUUCACGCAUAACGGUCCCUGAAGAUGAAAUGAGCGGAUGGCGUUAUCUGGGCGCCCCUUAUAUACUUUCGGGUUGCAUGGUUAUGACGUCAUGGGCUAUUAUUUUUUUAAUCUGUACUGUAAGUUUGUCAUACAGUGAUCCAUAUUUUCACCAGAAUGUCUUAAAAGCCUGUUUUCUUGAUAUAAAAAUUAGGUGCUCAGCCUGGAACUGUGCAGGAAGUGCAGGUAAAUGUGGUGGGGAAUAAGGAGUGUGACUGCAGGUUUCAAGAGGUCCCAUAUUUGGACACAACAAUCACUCCAACAAUGAUCUGUGCUGGAGGAGAAACAGACAAACAAACAUGUUUUGAAGAUUCUGGUGGUCUAUUACAGUGUAAGCAGGAUUCUGUAUGGAUCUUAGCUGGUGUCACUAAUUCUGGGGUUCCUUGCGGCACUGGAACUACACCUGACAUUUAUGCUAGAGUAUCCAAAUUCCAAAACUGGAUCUUGCAGAAUGUUAAUGGAUCAGACAUUGGAUUUGUGACUUUUAAAUCUGAUGGUGAAGAUAAGGACAGCAGCUUUCUGUGCUAUGGAGAAGAGACAGUUUCAGGCCUUUUCUACCCAUUUGGAAAUGGAGACAUAGAGAAUCCCUCUGAAGAUGAUGGAAGCUCUCCAAUAGUAUUCUUGGAAAGGUCCUUUGUAUAUUUUGGACGUGUUUAUCGACAGACUUAUGUUAAUAACAAUGGGCAUUUGAAAUUUGAUGGGCUUCUUUCAGAGCCAGUACCCAAUUAUUUACUGUCACAAGUCAACAGAGACAUCAUUGCUCCACUUUGGACAAACAUGGACAUCACUGUCAAUGGAACCAUCUCCUAUCGUCAGGUCACCAGAGGUGGACUCUUACUAGCAGCCUCAAACCACAUAAACCAGUAUUUUCCCAAUCUGAACUUCACUGCUUCAUGGCUGUUUAUUGCUACUUGGGAUAAAGUACCAUACUUUAACAACUCACAAUCGAGUUCAUCUUUUCAAGUUGUUUUGGUCUCUGGUGGCUCUCUGUCUUUUGUCAUGAUGAACUACGGAAAUAUCUCCUCUACGGAUCAAUGGUUUCAGGCUGGCUAUGGCACAAUAGACUCAACAAAUUAUUCCUCAAUCCCUGUGCCUGAUGAAAAUAAGCUGUCCAACUCCAGCAAUGUCAAUGUCCCGGGACGCUGGGCAUUCCGUGUUGAUGGUGGACCUGAAGAGGUUGCAGAAAUCUUUUACCCAUAUGGAGAUGAGGACACAAAGAACCCUAAAGACCACUAUGGAAGUUCUCCACUGAUCACCCUGGAGCAGCCAUUUGCCUACUUUGGGCUUGUUUAUAAUCAACUAUAUGUGAAUAACAAGGGGUACUUGACUUUUGAAGGACCUUUUCACCAGCAGUAUCCCAAUCAUUUUCCUGCAUACUCGACUAGAGACAUCAUCGCUCCACUGUGGACAGACAUUGACAUUACACGCAAAGGAAUCAUCUCUUACCGUCAAGUAACAGAUGGUCAUCUCUUGAAUCGGGCCUCUAGAGACAUAAACCAAUAUUACCCCAACCUGAACUUCUCUGCCUCGUGGGUUUUCAUUGUAACAUGGGAUAGAGUACCGUACUAUGGAUACAGGUGGACAGAGUCGACCUUUCAAGUGGUUUUGGUGUCUGGCAAAAACAUGUCAUUUAUACUCAUGCAUUAUGGUAAUAUUGCCCAGGCCAUACAUACUGUUACGUCUGGAUACGACACAAGUGAUUCAACUGAUUUCUUUACAAUUCCUGUCUCUGACACCACAAUCCUGCCAUACACAAGCAAUGUCAACGUCAUGGGUCGAUGGGUAUUUCGAACUGACACUACAUCAGAACACAAUGGACUGUUCUAUCCAUUUAGGAAUGGGCACAAACUUCAACAGUAUUAUGGAUUUGAAUUUCCGGUCAAUCUCUAUUUGCAAACACCAUUUUCAUACUUCGGGCUCACAUACAGCUAUGUUUAUGUUUACAAUAAUGGAUUUUUUACUUUUAACCGGCAAUUGUUUCCUUCAAGUCCACAAACUCUUCCAGCUUACACAGAUAUGGACAUUGUUGCUCCACUAUGGACAGAUAUUGACAACAGUGACAUUUACUAUCAACAAUUCAGUGGCGUCCGAGUACUACAGCGAGCUACAAAUGAUAUACGUCAAUAUUUUCCUCAAACGAAUUUCACUGCCGACUCAGUUUUUGUUUGUACUUGGGAUAAUGUGAGAUAUUAUAACACUUCAGCAGAGAAUUCCUCUUUUCAAGUACUGCUGAUCUCAGGAUUUGGUUUGUCAUUUAUUGUAUUUAAUUAUGGCAGUAUUCCACAAACUGAGCAUACUGCAGUGGCUGGAUAUGACACUAUUGAUUCAACCACUUAUUAUACAGUUUCUGUGUCUAACAUCACUAAUCUGACCCACUCCACAAAUGUCAAUGUUAUGGGCCGUUGGGCUUUUCGUGUUGACACUUUGCCAACAAAACUUGGUAAUGCAUUUUUUUUUUCUUUUUUCUCCUGAACUUUAUUAACUUUUAAUCUAUGUACUGUACCAAGGCCAUAACAUGCAAUGACAUGUUUUUUCCAGGUUUGUUUUAUCCAACUGGCUCUUCGGUUUCUCAGAAUCUCUGUCAAAGUAAUGCAACCUCACCAGCUGU